Coccinella septempunctata (seven-spotted ladybird) is the source of this 1623-nucleotide messenger RNA. RefSeq names its product cysteine desulfurase, mitochondrial (gene Nfs1). The record is from RefSeq and is a predicted model, not a curated record. The transcript has 7 exons. Gene Ontology annotation, molecular function: cysteine desulfurase activity; pyridoxal phosphate binding. Gene Ontology annotation, biological process: [2Fe-2S] cluster assembly. The coding region runs from base 96 to 1415 and encodes 439 amino acids. NCBI's taxonomy places the organism in Eukaryota, Metazoa, Arthropoda, Insecta, Coleoptera, Coccinellidae. Gene Ontology annotation, cellular component: nucleus; cytosol; mitochondrion.
AAUCAGCUGAACCGACAAAAAAAAUUGAGGUUAUGAAAUCGCAACAAGACAAGAGAGAUUAAUUAUUAAAAACGUCCCAUAAAAAAGAAAUCGCAAUGUUUCGACCUAUUAAAAUAAUUCCUUCAGUGCAUCGAAGCAUCAUCUAUUCUUUUAUAAAUAAACUUUCAACAGAAAAUAAAUUCGAUUCUGGAGAGAAGCUGUUUGAAGGUAGACCUCUUUACCUAGAUGCUCAAGCAACCACACCUUUGGAUCCCAGAGUUUUAGAUGCAAUGUUACCAUAUUUAACUUCAUUUUAUGGUAAUCCUCACUCUAGAACCCAUGCAUAUGGUUGGGAAACUGAAAAAGCAGUAGAAGUUGCAAGAGAACAGGUUGCAAGAUUAAUUGGAGCAGACCCUAAAGAGAUAAUAUUUACAUCAGGAGCUACAGAAAGUAAUAAUAUUGCCGUGAAGGGAGUUGCUAGAUUUUAUAGCACAAAGAAAAAACAUAUCAUCACAACACAAACUGAGCAUAAAUGUGUGCUAGACUCCUGCAGAGCACUUGAGGGAGAAGGAUUCAGGGUAACAUAUAUGCCAGUAGAUAAAAAUGGUUUAAUUUCUUUAGAAGAAUUGGAUAAAGCAAUAACUCCCGAAACAUCCAUAGUAUCAGUUAUGACAGUUAAUAAUGAAAUAGGUGUUAAACAACCUAUUUCAGAAAUAGGAAGAAUGUGUAAGGAGAGAAAGGUAUUUUUCCAUACAGAUGCUGCUCAAGCUAUUGGUAAAAUUUCAUUAGAUGUUAAUAAAAUGAAUAUUGAUUUAAUGUCGAUAAGCGGGCACAAGGUUUAUGGACCAAAAGGAAUUGGUGCCCUAUAUGUGAGGAGACGUCCUAGGGUACGUGUAGAACCUAUCCAGAGUGGUGGUGGACAAGAAAGAGGCUUGAGAAGUGGAACUUUACCAACUCCAUUAGUAGUUGGUUUAGGAGAAGCUUGUUCUAUUGCAGAGAAGGAAAUGGAUUAUGAUCAUGCAUUGAUGGAAAAAUUGAGCAAAAGACUAAUAGGCCAAAUCAAUUCAUCACUAACUCACGUUGUGAGGAAUGGUGAUCCAGAAAAUAGUUACCCUGGGUGCAUCAAUUUAUCAUUUGCUUUUGUGGAAGGGGAAUCUUUAUUGAUGGCAUUGAAAGAUAUUGCUCUUUCUAGUGGAUCGGCUUGUACAUCAGCAUCUUUAGAGCCAUCUUAUGUUCUUAGAGCUAUUGGAGCUGAUGAAGAUUUAGCACAUAGUUCUAUAAGAUUUGGUUUUGGUCGUUUUACAACAGAGGAGGAAGUAGACUAUACAGCUGAAAGAUGCAUUCAGCAUGUGAAAAGAUUGAGAGAAAUGAGUCCCCUGUGGGAAAUGGUUCAAGAAGGAAUAGAUCUUAAAACAAUACAGUGGUCUCAACACUAAUUACCUCAUAUUUCAAAACAGUUAAUUUUACUAUACUGAAGUAUCUUCAAACUUCAUCUGUUGCUUAUGCCUGUUUGCACAGACUUAUUUGAAGCAGGAUUAACAAUAUGGCUUACUUAUUUUUCUGAUUGUUCAUAAUAAACUACUUAUCAUUAUAAUUAUUUUCAUAGCAGUUAAUAUAGCAAUCACUGAAAUAUCACCAUGCUAA